This is a messenger RNA of Orycteropus afer afer, 6777 nucleotides long. It is a transcript of the gene SEC16A, whose product is annotated as SEC16 homolog A, endoplasmic reticulum export factor. Gene Ontology annotation, biological process: Golgi organization; autophagy; COPII vesicle coat assembly. The transcript has 30 exons. Bases 1 to 6777 code for a protein of 2258 amino acids. Lineage: Eukaryota; Metazoa; Chordata; Mammalia; Tubulidentata; Orycteropodidae. Gene Ontology annotation, cellular component: ER to Golgi transport vesicle membrane; endoplasmic reticulum exit site. The record is from RefSeq and is a predicted model, not a curated record.
AUGCAGCCGCCGCCCCAGGCAGCCCCGUCGGGACUCUUGGGGCCCCCUCCCAUGGGGAACCGGAGGAACGUGCUUUGGUCAAGCAGCCCGUACAGAAGGGUGCCCAGCAGCGUGCCGGCGGCUCCUGUGACGUGCCCUUUGCAGCCAGUGACGGACCCUUUUGCUUUUAGUAGGCAGGUGGCCCAGGAUCCACCCCUGGACAACUUGCCCAGAAACAGCUUGCCCGUCAUGCAAGGCUCCGCCCCCCCGGCGUUUUCUCAGCACCCCACUCUGCCUCCACCUCACACAAGUGCUGGGGACCCUUUUCAAGGACCACACGAGCCUGUGCUGGGCCCCAUCCCGCAGCCUGAAGUAGAUGCCGGCGUGUUCUCCGGUGGGUUGACCCCUGCGGUGCUUCCUGGGCCUGAGGCGAGCAGGAGCGCAGAGAUGGGACCUAGCCUACCUCCUGACAUUCCGAGCCCGCCGAAUCCUCAGUAUCUUCCAGGAGUGGGUUCUGAUGGUCCUUCUGGGACAGCGCCUGGGCCUGCCAGACCCCUCAGCAGGCAGAAACCCCCUGACGGUGCUGCGCUGCCUGCUGCGUCCUUGUUCCCUCGGCCGCCUCUGCACACACCGGGUUCGUGGGUGCCAGUCCAAGGGAGCCCGCGGCCCUCGGGCCAGCACUACACCCCCUGCCCAGAAGGACCUGGCUACAGCACAGGGCCCUGGGCUCCUGGCCCGCCCCACUUUCCCCCCCCACCCCGCGGGCACCAGGGGCCUGGGCGUGGGCAGCAGCACAACGCCGUCACUCCUGUACCAGGAUCCUUGGCUGGGGAUGAGAGGAGCGACAUGGCCUGUCUGCAGGGUGGAAGCCACUCCACGAGUCACCUGGAUCCCGAGAACACAUUCAGGCAGAACCCCAGAGUGGGUCUGGCUCGGGCGAGCCAGGAGUUGAGGCAGAAUCCGGGGGGCGGUAAAGAGCUCGGACCAGACCCUGCUCUUGCUAGCUCCCCUGCUCAGGGAAACGGCACUGACCACCACCUGCACUACCCCCUGGGGACAGGGGUUGUGUGGACCCUGCCGGAAGCUGGCUCCAGAGUCCACCCCGUAUUCCUCCACGGUGGGGAGGCAGACAACGAGGAGAACCUUAGCGCAGAGAGGGCAGGCUCUGGGGGGCCAGCGGCCUUUGAUGGCUUCGGCCCCGGCCUUGGCCACCCACUUCCUCCUGCACACAUGGCCACAGGUGGCCUUCAUCAAGCCUCCCUCCAGGGUCCCAGUGGCAAGACUGCACAACUGGGAGGGGAUUCACAGCCCAGUUUUUCUCAGUCUGCAGGCAGCCAGCAUGAUCAGCCGACCCCUGGGAACACAGCUGUCAGUAUGUGGGGUGACGCAGCAGGAACGGGGACACACGGCGCCCUCAGCUCACAGUGUGAGAAUGUCGAGGACCUGGAAUUUGCCCAGAACCAAGAAGUUCUGCCGAGUGAGCCCCUGGCUUUGAAUCCUUCCUCCCCGGGUGACCUGUUCCGGUAUGGAGCCCUGCCCGGGCCGUCUGCUCCCCGACAGGGUGUUGUGAGCCAUGCAGGGGGUGGGGGACCAAACCUGGAGGCCCCUGAUGUGCCCUUGCGUCCUGGGCCACCGGACAGCGUAUCAUCCAGCUACAGUGGCAAAGGUCACCGGUGCCUUCCAAGCUCGGGCCGGCCCCAAGAAAUGGCGGGCACUUUUAUUCAGCAGGAAGUGGGAAAGGUUGAGGAAGAAGCCUCAGGAAGCUUCUUUGAACAGAUUGAUUCUUCUCCAGUGGGAGGUGAGACUGAAGAGACCCCUGCAAGCCAGAAUUACCGUCACGGUCUCUCCCAGCCCUCAACCCCAAGUCCCCCGAAGCCCACGGGGGUAUUUCAGACAAGUGCAAACAGCUGUUUUGAGCCAGUGAAAUCUCACUUUAUUGGGGUGAAGCCGGUUGAGGCAGAUCGCGCCAACGUAGUGGGUGAAGUAGGGGGCGGCCGUGCCUGCCAGAAGAAGCGGCGACCAGCAGCCACCCUGCCUGAUGCCUCCCCUGGCAACCUGGAGCAGCCUCCUGACAACAUGGAGACCCUCUUCACGCCCCCGACUUGUCCAGUGCCCCUGAGUGCUGCAGAAACUAGCCAUGUGCUUUCACACGCCGGGAGGCCACCAUCAGAAACCAGGCUCCCGACACCUGAGAAAAGGCCUUCGACCAGGGCUCAGGGGGCUGUGAAGUGCGAGAGCCCAGCUACCACCUUGUGGGCACAGAGCGAACUUCCAGACUUUGGGAGCAGUGUCCUCCUGGCCCCGGCUGCCCCUGCGCUCUGUGUCCCUGCUAAACCUCAGGCUUCAGAAGUGAUCCAGCCCCCUGAUGAGGGUGUCUGUGGGCAGCAGCCACACAAGCUGGCCUCUGUGUCCCCCCUGCCCAACCGAGACAGUAUUGGUGUGUCUGAAAACCUCGAGAAUCCUCCCAAGAUAGGAGAGGAGGAGGCUGUCCAGCCUCAGGCAAAUUCCGGCUAUGCCAGUUUGCUCUCCUCACCGCCCACGGAGUCCCUGCCCAGCCAGCCGCUCCUGGUCACCCAGCCUGAUCAGAGCUGUAAUCUGGCUCAGCCCAUUAAUUUUCCUGUGUCCUUGUCGAGUCGUAAUGACAAGGAUCCGCCCCAGAGGGACCCUCUUGGCAGCGGGGCUCCCUGUGGUGAGUCUGGAGAAAGUGCUUCCGUGUUGGGGCUUCCACCUGGUGCCCCAGUCAGCCUGCCUGCCCCCACCAGUCUCGUCCAGGGUGGUUUUCCAGGUUCUGCUGCUGACAUGGUUGCCGGUCAGCCGGCCGCUGUGCUGGUCCAACCACUGCCCUAUCCAGUCCCAGCGAACAUGGCUUCUGAAAGCCAAAGCAGCCGUGAUGCGGAGAGUGCGCCUCCUGCUUUUGCUGGCAGCCCCAUAGGGAACAGCAGCCGGGAAGAAACUUCUGGAGCCCUAGACUUUACCUUUAACAGGACUGUGGGAAAUCCUGUGAGAGUAUGUAGUCCCUCCCGUUCUGACAGCCCAGCUACCACUCAGCAGACUGUCGCCAGCCACCCCAGACAGCCUGGGCCUGGGACUCAUAACCCAGACGAUAUCCAGCCACUGGUGACAAGAGCAGCCCAGGACCAGAAGGGCCCAGAGAGAGCCCAGCCAGAGUCAGGGCCUCCACAGCAACAGGUUGUGGGACCAACGCUGCCCAGAUCAGCAUUGCCAGAAUCUUCCAGCCCAGAAAGCCCACCGGUACCAGGCCAGGCCCACAGCUCCACCCAGCCAUCAACAAGCCCAGCUCUGGCAGACACAGGCCAGCAGGUGCUGCCUUGGCCACCUGGGUCCUCCGGUGCAUCCGUCACCUCAAGCAGCUUGAGCCAGGCAGCUGGGCGGUCGGAGCCACAGUGGCUGCCUCCGCCACCUCCGGACCUGCCAUCCUACUACUAUUAUAGGUCCUUCUACGACGGGUACCCUACCCAGUACCACUCGCCAUACCCGCCAGAGCCCGGGACGGCACCCUUCUACUACCAGGACUCCUACAGCUUAUACAGGCCCUACGACAGCACCCCAUCUGCCUAUACUGACUACCGCUGCCCCGAGCCUGAGCGGCCCAGCUCAAGAGCCAGCCACUGCUCUGACCGGCCAGCACCCAGGCAGGGUUACCCUGAAGGAUACUAUAGCUCCAAAGGCGGGUGGAGCAGUCGGAGUGACUACUAUGCAAGCUACUACUCCAACCAGUGUGACUACGGAGACCCAGGCCACUGGGAUGGUUACCACUAUGGCUCUCCAAUCAGGAAUGCCCAUUCCUAUGGCCAGAGGUGCUGGUACGAUGCCGAGUACAACCCGUACCGAAAAGAGCCAUACACGUACAGUGACAGACCUGAGCGGGACAGCGACCCCUGGAGGUAUGACCCCCGCUUCACAUCAAGCUUUGAGGAGGACCCAGAGCUGCACCGAGACCCAUAUGGGGACGAGGGGGACAGGCGCAGCGUCCACAGUAAGCACUCGGGGCAGAGCACGUGCAGCGGCCGCAGCAGCAUCAGCUCGCGCUCACAGCAGAGCCAGAUUUACAGAAAUCACAUGACUGCCAGCUCCUAUGAGGCCCCCGCUCCACCAGGCUCCUUCCACAGUGAUUAUGGCUAUGGCGCUUACGGCGGGGUGCGGGGCUUCCCCGAGUACAACUGCCCUGCUGACGGCAGCUGGCCUGCCGUGGACUCAGCCCCGUCAAGACCCAGUUCUCCUGAGAAGUUCUCAGUGCCCCACGUCUGUGCCAGGUUCGGUCCUGGUGGGCAGCUCAUCAAGGUGAUCCCAAACCUGCCUUCGGAGGGACAGCCGGCGCUGGUCGAAGUGCACAGCAUGGAGACGCUGCUGCAGCACAGCCCGGAGCAAGAGGAGAUGCGCUCAUUCCCUGGCCCGCUUGGCAAAGAUGACACCCAUAAAGUGGACGUCAUUAACUUCGCCCAGAGCAAAGCGGCAGGAUGUUUCCGGGAUGAAAGCCUCAUCGACCAGGAGUCUGCCAGCCUUCUCUGGAAGUUCAUUGUUCUGCUGUGUAGACAGAAUGGGACCGUGGUGGGCACCGACAUCGCCGAACUCCUGUUGCGUGACCACAAAACCGUGUGGCUUCCUGGGAAGUCCCCCAACGAGGCGAACCUCAUCGAUUUUACCAGUGAGGCAGUAGAGCAGGUGGAGGAGGAGGAGUCCGGGGAGGCUCAGCUCUCGUUCCUCACGGACCGCCAGACGGCCGGCACCGACGCUCUCGAGAAGGACACCGAGCGCUUUCGAGAGCUGCUCCUCUACGGCCGCAAGAAGGAUGCACUGGAGUCUGCCAUGAAGAACGGCCUGUGGGGUCACGCUCUGCUCCUGGCCAGUAAGAUGGACAACCGGACGCAUGCCAGAGUCAUGACCAGGUUUGCCAACAGCCUGCCCGUUAACGACCCUCUGCAGACAGUGUACCAGCUGUUGUCGGGCAGGAUGCCAGCAGCGUCCACGUGUUGUGGAGAUGAGAGGUGGGGAGACUGGAGGCCACACCUGGCCAUGGUUUUGUCCAACCUGAACAACAACAUGGAGGUGGAAUGCAGAACAAUGGCUACGAUGGGGGACACUCUGGCUUCCAAAGGCCUCUUAGAUGCUGCCCACUUCUGCUACCUCAUGGCCCAGGUUGGAUUUGGGGUCUACACGAAGAAAAGUACAAAACUGGUCUUGCUCGGCUCCAACCACAGUUGGCCGUUCUUGAGGUUUGCAACCAAUGAAGCUAUUCAGAGAACAGAAGCCUAUGAGUACGCUCAGUCCCUCGGGGCCCACAGCUGCUCCCUCCCUCAUUUCCAGGUGUUUAAGUUCAUCUACGCCUGCCGGCUGGCUGACAUGGGACUGGCCACACAAGCCUUUCACUACUGCGAAGUCAUUGCCAAGAGCAUCCUGGUGCGGCCCCAGGCGCACUCCACAGUACUAAUCGGCCAGCUCAUCGAGGUAGCUUCCCAGUUACGCCUCUUUGAUCCUCAGCUGAAGGAGAAGCCGGAAGAGGAGGCCUUUGUGGAGCCCGCCUGGCUGGUCCAGCUGCAGCAUGUGCAGAAGCAGAUCCAGGAGGGUGCUGGGGCCUGGCAGCAGGAUGGAACCUUCCCCCCACAGUGUCCCAGCACGCCGGGCUCCCAGGCAGAGCAGUGUGACAGCCCAGGCCCCGGGCAGCCAGCAGCUCUGGGCCCUGAGAACCCACUGCUGGCACUGCCCCUCCUGAGUGCUGAGCCCUCCGGCCCCAGCGUGCAGCUGCUACCCUCAGCCCCGCAGACGCCUCCAGGCGUGCAGCCGCCCAGCCUCAUCAGAGUGCCACUGUUCCCACCCCCCACGUGGGGCCUGGUGCACGGGCAGGUGCCCCUGCUCUCCAGCAAGACGAGUCUGGGCAUCAGGAUCCAGGUGGGCCUGCAGGACUGCGUGAGCCAGCGGGACUCAGAGCACCCCCUGGGGUGGGGGCAUUCAGACUCAGGUGGGAUGACAGCUGCUGACGUGAAGAGGCCUGUGAAGUCAGCCCCAAAAGAGGCCAAGGAGCCCAGGAAGAGCACCGAGUCCUGGUUCUCUCGCUGGCUGCCCGGCAAGAAGAAGACAGAGGCUUAUUUACCAGAUGACAAAAACAAGUCGAUCGUUUGGGAUGAAAAGAAGAACAAGUGGGUGAAUUUAAAUGAACCGGAAGAGGAGAAGAAGGCUCCGCCCCCACCUCCUACGGCAUUUCCCAAGGCUGCUCACACUGCCCCUCCUGGCGCUGGCGGCACCCCCAGAGCCGCCGUGAACGUGUUCUCUAGAAAAGCAGCUGGCACCAGAGCGCGCUAUGUGGACGUUUUGAACCCGAGCGGGGCCACGCGGACUGAACCUGCCCUCGCGCCAGCGGAGUUCUUUGCUCCACUUGCCCCACUGCCGAUCCCUGCGCCCUUGUUUGUCCCGGGCCCAGAUACUGAGGAACCCCAGCCUGCAGGAGCAGGGGAUCCGACUGGGCAGUUGCCGGCCGGGGGGCCAGGCAGGCUAGAGCCCACCUUGGAGACCAAGAUUGUGAACUCUGGUGCUGUGCUCCCGCCCUGCGGCGUGGACGCGUCUCCAGGAGGAGAGCUUUCACGCUGUAGCUCAGUGAGCUCGCUGUCACGGGAAGUCAGCCAGCACUUCCACCAGGUGCCUGGCGACCAGCCCCCUGUUGGGGGUCCUCCGGGGGGCGUUGUGCCCUUCUACAACCCCGCCCAGUUUGCACAAGUCUCUGCUGCUGCUGGAAGUUCAAGGAUGGGGAGGAUGGGCCAGAGGAAGCACCUGGCGUUGAACUAG